AUGGGAGCUUUGAGUCUUUGCUUCAGGCGGUGCGAGAGAGAAACAUUAGAGAUAAAUACAUUAUUGUUGGAAAGGGAGGGGGUGACCGAGGUACAAAGUGAGGAAGAAAUUGAACCGGAAAUGUCUUCAGACCCAGAAGGUGAGAGUGAAUAAGAGAAGGAAGAUGAUGAAAUUAAAGAAGAUGACACAGUCAGACAGGGAGAACGGGAGGGAGGAGAGAUGAGGGAUGUAGAAGACUGGAAUGGCUUUCUUGCAGCAGGAGGAGAACAUGCUGCUCAAGAGGAGGUGGUGUUGGACUGGAAGCCAGGUGACCCUGUGACUCCUCAGUAUGUGCUUAGGAUACCAGGAUACACUGACGACUACUUUUGCUGUCCAGAAGACAACAUCUACAAUAUUAACUUCUCGCGCUUCAAAAUCAGAGACCUGGAGAGUGGAUCCGUCAUUCUGGACCUAAAAAGACUCUGUUCAACAGGCAGACUGGAGUUUACAGUUGGCAGUAAAGCAGUAAACAAGUUUCGUCUGAUUGAACGGCAUUAUUUUAGUGAUCUACUUGUGAGACUUUUGACUUUGAGAUCGGUUUUUGUAUUCCACACAGCAGAAACACAUGUGAGCACAUUUACUAUCUACCCGAUCUGGAUUCACACACAGUUGAGGAGAUGAUCACCCACCCCUUCUAGACCCGGUCAGACAGCUUUUACUUUGCCAACAACACGCUGAUCCUGCAUCAUUAAGAAAGUACUCUUUCAGCCAGGGGCUGGAGCUCUGUGAAAACCAAAGCUAAACACUGAAAAGGACAUCAAUCAGAUUAGAGCCGCAGAAGACCCGUAACAUCAACAGAUUAGUGCUACAUGUUUGGUCUCACAUGUUCACCUUCUCAUCCAGUCCCUAAACAAUUUAGACUUGCUGUUCUUGAAGGAGGAGCUCGAUCCAGAGACUUGACCUGUGCUUUGGAAUCCUUGAUUGUGAUUAAGAUAACAAACAUCUUGAGGAUCCAUAAUGCCUUUAAUGUUUCCCUUUCUCAAUUCUUCUGUUCUGAAGCUCAUAAACAUCCUGUCUAUUUCAAGCACUAAACAAUGCACAUGACCCUUUCCUUCUAUCAGGGGGUCUUAAGACUAUUACAACAGAAAAUAUAUUUUUAGCCAUUUCCACUCUGCAUACUUAUCCUGUGUUAUUGUUUCCAGUAUUUUUCAUGCUAUUAUAGAGAUCCUCAACAAUCUAUGUUUAUGUCAUUAUACUGGGGUGUUUUAAACG
Triplophysa dalaica is the source of this 1251-nucleotide messenger RNA. It is a transcript of the gene unc119c, whose product is annotated as unc-119 lipid binding chaperone B homolog 2. The record is from RefSeq and is a predicted model, not a curated record. Gene Ontology annotation, molecular function: lipid binding. Gene Ontology annotation, biological process: positive regulation of protein tyrosine kinase activity; negative regulation of clathrin-dependent endocytosis; visual perception. NCBI's taxonomy places the organism in Eukaryota, Metazoa, Chordata, Actinopteri, Cypriniformes, Nemacheilidae. Gene Ontology annotation, cellular component: spindle midzone; spindle pole; intercellular bridge.